AUGAAGAGUUAUCUAUCAUUGAUAUGUCUAUGGUGUAUUGUGGCAGUAAGUAGAGCUGAUUGGGUUCGUGUAUGGGAAGAUAAUUUCGAUUGGAAUGGUGGUGUUGAUACGAACAAAUGGGAUUUCGAUAUUGGUGGACAUGGAUGGGGUAAUAAUGAAGAACAAUUUUAUACACAUAAUCGAAUGGAAAAUGCUCGUUGUGAACUUUUUCCCGGUAGUGGAAAUGGUCGUUUAAUUAUUGAAGCACGUAAAGAAAAUUGGGACAAUGGUCGUCGAUUUACAUCUGCUCGUAUGAAAAGUAAAGGUAAAUGGACAUAUGGUCGUUUACAAAUUCGUGCUUUACUUCCAACUGGUCGUGGUCUUUGGCCCGCUCUUUGGAUGUUACCUGAACGACAAGUUUAUGGAGGUGCUUACUGGCCAGAUAACGGUGAAAUAGAUUUAAUGGAACAAGUUGGUUAUGAUCCAUUACGUAUUCAUUCAACAGUUCAUACACAAGCUAAUAAUCAUAUAUUAGGCACUCAUCCAAGUAAUUCUGUUAUUGUUGGUGAUGCAACAAAUAAUUUUAAAAUCUAUACACUUGAUUGGAAUGUUGAUAAAAUUGAAAUGUUUGUUGGUGAUGAAGCUAAUCCAUUUCAAACAAGAAUUUUCAUUUGGAAUAAACAAGGAGAUUGGACAAAAUGGCCAUUUGAUCAACCAUUUUUUGUUAUUCUUAAUAUUGCUGUUGGUGGUUUUUGGGGUGGUGCACAAGGUUUAGAUGAAAAUAUUUAUCCACGUCGUAUGGAAAUUGAUUGGGUUUAUUUUUAUCAAUGGCGUUAA
Molecule: messenger RNA, 816 nt
Organism: Adineta steineri
Lineage: Eukaryota; Metazoa; Rotifera; Eurotatoria; Adinetida; Adinetidae
Source: the annotation of a GenBank genome assembly